Molecule: messenger RNA, 1903 nt
Organism: Orbicella faveolata
Lineage: Eukaryota; Metazoa; Cnidaria; Anthozoa; Scleractinia; Merulinidae
Product: xaa-Arg dipeptidase-like
Molecular function (GO): dipeptidase activity
Source: RefSeq, a predicted model, not a curated record
AAUGCCGGGAGUUGUCACUCGACCUCAGUCACUAAUGGGGAACGAAGACUGGAACGAGAUUGCCCCAGUCACACUCGAUAUCGACUGAAUUUUCAAAAUGUCGGCCGCACCGUGUCAUCAAUUAGAGACUUUCAUUUCCCUUGCUUCACCCAAAAUCGACGAGAAAGCAAAUGAUCUUCAAAAACUGAGUUUAAAGAUCUGGGAGCGACCCGAGUUAGGAUACGAAGAGCAUUUUGCACACAGUAUUCUCAGCGACUUUUUCGAGGAGCAAGGAUUUGAAGUCACAAGGGAAUACAAUUUGCCAACAGCUUUUCGUGCGGUGUUUGGGGGAGAGAAGGCGGAACCUACAGUAGCUGUGCUCUGUGAAUACGAUGCAUUACCUGGGAUUGGUCAUGGAUGCGGUCAUAACUUGAUAGCAGUGGCAGGGGUAGGAGCAGCACUGGGGAUAAAGCAAGCUAUUGAGGGAGGACUCAAUGCCAAGGUUGUUGCCAUGGGAACCCCUGCUGAGGAAGGAGGUGGUGGGAAAAUCCAGAUGAUCAACGGUGGUUGCUUUAAAGAUGUUGAUUUUUGUAUAAUGGUGCACCCAGCCCCAUUCAAUGCCUCAUUUUAUGUGAGCCAAGCCCUGGAAAAAGUGGAAGUGGUUUACAAAGGUCAUGCAGCACAUGCUGCGGCUUUCCCAUGGGAAGGGCAGAAUGCUCUUGAUGCUGCUGUAUUGGCAUACAGCUCAAUAAGCAUGUUGAGACAACAAAUGAAACCAACUUGGCGAGUUCAUGGAAUCAUAAGUGAUGGCGGAGUUAAGCCGAACAUAAUUCCCGAGCAGUCCAAGUUGGAGUAUUGGGUGCGAACUGUUAAAAACAAAGAGUGUGCAGUCCUCCGGUCCAAGGUACACAGCUGUUUUGAAGCUGCGGCGAAAGCUACAGAUUGCACAGUUGAUAUAAAGUGGGAUCCCACCCCUCAUGCACGCAUGCUAACCAAUAGCAAACUGGCACUUUUGUAUCAGAAGUAUGCAGAACAGAUGGGUGUGGUGUUCCCAUCGCGAGAAGAGCAGGAGAGUAUUGUGGAUGGUUCAACUGAUAUGGGAAAUGUAUCAAUGGCGCUCCCAGGUCUUCACGCCCUUUACUGUAUUGAUAGUUCAGUUCCUUAUCACUCGCAUGCCUUCCGAGUGGCUUCAGGCACACAGUAUGCCCAUGAUCAGACCAUUAUUGCCGCCAAAUCUCUUUGUUUUACUGCUAUCGAGGUGUUAAAGGAUGCUGCUGUACUAGCUCAAGUAAAAGAAGAAUUUUUACAAACAGUUCAAGAUGCUUAGACUUUUAGGUAAAAAAAAAAUCAGCUGCAAUGUUUUGGGUAAAAAACCUAAACUGAAUGUCAUUAGAGUAGUUACAGUACUUUUCAGGGUGUUGGACCAACAAAUAGUUGGUGUCAGUUGAAUUGAAUCAUGUUCAAAAUCAAGGUUUUGGUAUCUUCUAGGGGCUCUUUUCAAAAUGUUUUAGACAAGCACCUUGGUCAUGUUUUAAGGGAGUCUUUCCCAGGCCCUCGUCACUUCAGAACCUGUAAGUUUUGUCAUUCAUUUUACAAGAAAAUCAAAUGUUUUUAAAAACACUUUAUUUCUGUGUUAGCAUUACACGGACCACAAACAGAAAAAGCCUGUAAAGAUACUACUCAAUUAUAAACACCUUUAUUAACAUCUGGUAAAAAAAAAUCCCUUAUUUAAAUAUUAAAUAUCCCAGUGUGGGUGCAAACAAACAAAUUGUCAUGAGUGAUUCUAUCACUUUUAUAAAAAAAAAAUAUUGUUCAAUCCAGCAUACUUUAUAAUAAUUGACUGUGUAUGCAUAAUGAAAACUGGUCAGCUAUUCUCUCAUUAAAAUUUCUUGGACAUAAUAAAAAGACAAAAGACUUCUCAAAA